AUCAGCCUUCUCCUGCUGAAGACCAUGACAAGGAGUAUGUGGGAUUUGCGACUUUGCCAAACCAGGUUCAUCGCAAAUCUGUGAAGAAGGGCUUUGACUUCACUUUAAUGGUUGCAGGAGAGUCAGGUUUGGGAAAGUCCACCCUGGUCAACAGUCUGUUCCUGACAGAUCUCUACAAAGACAGAAAUCUGCUCAAUGCUGAAGAGAGGAUCACGCAGACGGUGGAGAUCACCAAACACACGGUGGACAUCGAGGAGAAGGGCGUCCGGCUGAAGCUCACUAUCGUGGACACACCAGGAUUCGGGGACGCUGUCAAUAACACUGAAUGCUGGAAGUCGGUGGCAGACUACAUCGACCAGCAGUUUGAGCAGUACUUCAGAGACGAGAGCGGCCUGAACCGCAAGAACAUCCAGGAUAACCGCGUGCACUGCUGCCUGUACUUCAUCUCGCCCUUCGGUCACGGGUUAAGGCCUCUGGAUGUGGAGUUUAUGAAGGCUCUUCAUGAGAAGGUCAACAUUGUUCCUGUACUAGCUAAAGCCGACACACUCACCCCAACGGAGGUCAAGAGAAAGAAAAUCAAGAUCCGAGAGGAGAUCGAACAGUACGGGAUAAAGAUCUACCAGUUUCCAGACUGUGAUUCAGACGAGGAUGAGGACUUCAAACAGCAAGACCAAGAGCUCAAGGACAGCUUUCCCUUCGCUGUGAUCGGCAGUAACACCGUCGUGGAAGCCAAGGGCAAGAGGGUUCGAGGACGUCUGUACCCCUGGGGAAUAGUGGAAGUGGAGAACCCAGCGCACUGUGACUUCGUGAAGCUGAGGAACAUGUUGGUCCGGACACACAUGCAGGAUCUGAAGGACGUGACCCGGGAAACACACUACGAGAACUACAGAGCACACUGCAUCCAGAGCAUGACCCGCAUGGUGGUGAAGGAGCGCAACCGCAACAAACUGACCAGGGAGAGCGGCACAGACUUCCCCAUUCCCAUGGUGCCCGGCGCCACCGAGACGGAGAAGCUGAUCCGUGAGAAAGACGAGGAGCUGAGGCGGAUGCAGGAGAUGCUGCAGAAGAUCCAGGAGCAGAUGCACACGCAGCGAGAGGCGUAUUAACACGCGUGUGCUGAUCUGAAGACACGGAGAAACACCACGGUAUCAGCUGCCAGAGUGAGCCGAUCACACACGGCUUCACCGGUCUCGGCACAUUUCACCCCAAAAUAAACAUU
Messenger RNA from Carassius carassius (crucian carp), 1219 nucleotides. RefSeq names its product septin-4-like. Gene Ontology annotation, molecular function: molecular adaptor activity; GTP binding; GTPase activity. Gene Ontology annotation, cellular component: cell division site; microtubule cytoskeleton; synaptic vesicle. The record is from RefSeq and is a predicted model, not a curated record. The coding region runs from base 108 to 1106 and encodes 332 amino acids. NCBI's taxonomy places the organism in Eukaryota, Metazoa, Chordata, Actinopteri, Cypriniformes, Cyprinidae. The transcript has 11 exons. Gene Ontology annotation, biological process: regulation of exocytosis; cytoskeleton-dependent cytokinesis.